AUGACUGGAAGAAAUAAAUCGCACUUCAGAAACAGCUGGGGUCCCACAUCGAUAUCGUCCCUAAGAUUUUCUAGAUCUGUAGACGAGGAAGACGAGGAUGAUGACGAGUUAAAACAGAUCCAGGCCAGGCAACUAGAUCCUCUUAAAGAGGACGUAGCUGAUUGGCUAAAUUCAACUUUAGGUAUCGACUACAUUAAUAAGGAUAACUUCCUGGAUGAACUGGAUAAUGGCGUAGUCCUGUGUCACUUGGCGCAAGUUAUUAGAAAAAGUGUUAAAAACGCAAUUGAUAAGGGCAUUGCAAAAGGGCCUGUGCCUAUCGUACGAGGAAAAUGCUUUGAAAAAGCCGCUAGAGGAAGUUUUUUUUCUAGAGACAAUAUGGAUAAUUUCAUCAGAUUCUGCAGAUCGCUCGGUGUUCACGAAAAUCUGCUUUUCGAAAGUGAUGAUUUAGUACUGCACAACCAACCACGAAAUGUGAUACUGUGUUUACUAGAAUUAGCUCGGAUAGCUAACAAAUUUGGUAUAGAACCUCCUGGAUUGGUGCAACUAGAAAAACAGAUCGCUGAAGAGGAGAGAGAUUCUAUUGAUUCCAGAUAUGGUUCACUAUUAACCUGGCAAUUCCCAGGUUUAACGGAACCAACAUCAAACUAUUCUAAACUAAAACAGAGUGCUUCAACGUCCGCUAUAUCUUCAAUAUUAACAUGGAGUCCGCAUAGUGUAAUAUUAGUAGAACAGCCAAACGGAUUAUCAUCCUUAGUUCCAGUAAACAAUACUAGCGGUGCUAGCGAUGGAGUGCCUAGCGAUAAUACUGAGGAUGAAGAUUGGUCGAGAGGUAGCGGUGAAGAUCCAGAUUUCGAUGUAACUCCACCAAACAGGCUGUCAUCUGGUGAUAGCGAUACACCUAGUCCCACUGCUACUACGCCUACGAACGAAUUAGAUAGGAAAGUACAGCUGGCUGCUCGUCUUAUGCAGAAGAACUGCAACUGUUCCAGCGGACGUUGUGAGAAAUUAAAUAUUAGGAAAGUUGGAGAAGGAAAAUACAAUAUAGCUGGGAAAAAUGUAUUUGUAAGGUUACUAAAAGGUCGUCACAUGAUGGUCCGAGUUGGAGGUGGCUGGGAUACCUUAGACCAUUUCUUGCUACGUCACGACCCCUGCAAAGUAAAAGUAAUGUCCAGGCAGACUCCCAGCAGACCCAAUAAUCCUUCAAAGUUCUUGCACAUUCGUGCAAAAUAUAGGAGUCCUCCAUCGAGAGAAUCCGUUACCCGUUAA
Psylliodes chrysocephalus is the source of this 1266-nucleotide messenger RNA. NCBI's taxonomy places the organism in Eukaryota, Metazoa, Arthropoda, Insecta, Coleoptera, Chrysomelidae. The record is from the annotation of a GenBank genome assembly.